Messenger RNA from Sitodiplosis mosellana (orange wheat blossom midge), 3761 nucleotides. It is a transcript of the gene Git, whose product is annotated as ARF GTPase-activating protein Git. The transcript has 9 exons. The record is from RefSeq and is a predicted model, not a curated record. NCBI's taxonomy places the organism in Eukaryota, Metazoa, Arthropoda, Insecta, Diptera, Cecidomyiidae. Bases 587 to 2668 code for a protein of 693 amino acids. Gene Ontology annotation, molecular function: protein binding; GTPase activator activity. Gene Ontology annotation, biological process: regulation of ARF protein signal transduction; brain development.
CGUUUGAAUGAGUCAACUUGUCACAAUGUACGUGAUACUUUGAUCGAAAUAUACACACCAAAUCGGUCGAUGUAUAUGUGUUUGUGCAUAUCGUAAACACACGCAUAGUACUACGGAUACUUUAUGAUUUUUUUUUUUUAAUAAAACAUUUCAUUCUCUUCUCUCUUCUCAGUUCUUCGUUUUGCCUUCAAAUUGUUGUUUCUGUUCGUCUUCUCUCUCCUCGCUCACACACCGUACAUACACACACACACACCUUUUGCAUACACUCGUUCCGUUUUCUGACUUGCAAUCUGAUAAAAUUUUCGGAAAUUUAUCGCAAACGCUGCAGUUUUUGGCACAAUUGAAUUAGAAAAGUCGAUGCGAAACGUUGAAAAAUCCGUGUUUUGUUUUGAUCCCGUUUACAGUCAUCAUUGCGACCGUGCCAAUUUUAUCGAUUUCCACUGCAAAAUGAUAAUUGUUGUGAAUGUGAUACGGUGAACAACGGUACGAAGUACAGUGUGUGUAUGUUGAAUAGGCAAGGAGUUUUCAGAAAGCAACGAGAAACAGAACAAAAAAAAUAAAUAAAUAAACUGACGACAAAAAAAAUAUGUCGCGAAUUAAAUCGCGUGCACAGAUUGAAAUUUGUGGUGAUUGUGGCGCUUCAGAUCCAUCGUGGGCAUCAAUAAAUCGGGGCAUUUUAUUGUGUGCGGAAUGUUGUUCGAUCCAUCGUAGUCUUGGCCGGCACAUAUCACAAGUGAAGUCAUUGCGACAGGGCAGCUGGUCUCCGGCUGUGCUCAACUAUGUGAAUGCAAUCAAUGCACAUGGCGCAAACAGUGUGUGGGAACAUUGUCUCAUGGAUGCCGUUGCACCGAAAAAUUUGAAACGAAAACCAUCGCCAAAGGACUCGUUGCAUCCGACCAAAGCCGAAUUUAUUCGCGCGAAACAUGUGAAUUUGUCAUUUAUUUUGAAACCAAAUCCGCAACAAGUUGACGGUGAUGGUAGUCCGGUGAAUUUGGAACAGGAGCUGAGCAAACAACUACAUGCCAGUGUACGGUCGGCCAAUCUCGAGACAUCGCUACGAUUGUUGGUUCAAGGAGCUGAUCCGAAUUAUUUUCAUGAGGAAAAAGGAUCGACACCGCUGCAGAUGGCCGCCAAAUCGGGACAGGCAUCACAGAUUGAACUAUUGAUUGUGUACGGUGCAGAUCUCACGGCCAAAGAUUCAAAAGGCAAUACAGCGCAUGAAAUUGCUAAACAAAAUAAGCACACAGCCAUCGCAGAUCGUCUUGUUGAAGCAACGUACGAGGUCACCGAUCGUUUGACACAUUUUCUAUGCGGUAAAAAACCCGAUCAUUCAACUUCCAGCCAUCUUCUCAUCCCCGAUCAGGGUAAUUCGGAAAUCAGCGAACAAUUGAAAAUUGCUCGGGGCAAACUGCAAUUGGUACCAAAUAAAAUGUUCCAAGAAUUGGUCAUGGACCUGUAUGAUGAGGUUGAUCGACGUGAAACCGAAGCUAUUUGGGCGACAAGUGCAUUAAAUCCAGAAAUCGGUGCAGUUCCAUUUUUGCCAACGAAUCCACAUCUGAGUGCAACACGAAAUCAGGGCCGUCAAAAAUUGGCACGAUUCAGUCCGAACGAGUUUAUGGGCCUGAUUACAGACGUUCUUAUCGAUGCCAAACGACGACAAAACAUGGCUGCACUUCGGCCAUUAGAUGGUCCGUCGAUUGAAAUGUCAAAUGCAAAACCGCAACAUCAUCAUUUAGAGCGUUUAUCGAAUUUAUCGGACGAUGAGCCACUGUACGAUGCGGUUGCGUCUGACGAUGAUUAUGCCGCACUCACGCCAUUGAAUAAAAGUGCAACAGGGUCGGUAGUGGGCCAGCAACAGGUGACUCACGCCGAACCACAGCAGAAACAAGAGGUCGAAACUCUACGCCGCAAAUUACAAGACUCAUUCUACGAGAUUGAUGAGCUGAAAAUGCUGGUGAAAAAGCUAUUGACGGAGAAUUGCCAACUCAAAUCACGUAUCGAUUCGUCGGUCAGUGCAUUCGAUGUACCAUUGCGAAUUGAUGAUGUGCACACGAAUGGCAAUGGCAAAUCAGCGGAAUGUGUGGGCACCGAUGCUGAUACAGCGGAAACGAAUGAAUCGCAUUUGACGACGGCAUACAAUAAACGGCCCGUCAGCAUGUAUGAGACACGUGAAGGGCUACAUGCCGCAAAAUCACAACAAAAUCAUGAUAAUCGCACCGCAAAUAGUAUGUACCAAAUGGUCGAUGGUCAACCAACACAACAGCCUGAUGGAGGUAUCGCGACUGCAUCGACCAAUGGAACCACACUACCACAUUCGGAUGAAGUAAAACAUCGAACCGAAGUGGUUACUCGACGCAUUCAAGAGCUCUGGUCUGUUAUGCAGGAAAUGACGGCGAAUGAUGUGUUUGUGCCAGGCGCAGAACGGAUUCGAGUCGCCGUUGCCGAAUUGACAGCCGUUUUUCCAACGACUAUCACCAAUGAGACGAUUCGAAACGCCAUCCGGCAAUUGAAUCAAAAUACCGGUCAUUUGCAGAAGGACUGUGCCGGUUUGCAGCAUUCGAUUCAAUCAAAUGAUACGACAUCGAUAGAUUUGUAUAUGCAAGAAGUGCGAAAUUGUGCGUACAAUCUGGCCAUGGCAACGAAAAUGCUCGUUACCCAAUUCCAAUGAAUGAAUCGCGCUUUUUUUCCCUCCGCCAUAAAAAUGAACAUUUGGAUUAUCUUCCCAUAAUUCGCCAUUCAACAACAAAAACGAAAACAAAAAUUAUACCAAUCGAAGAAGACACUCUUCUUGGACCAAGUCACUUUUUUAGGAUUUUUUCACUCCCGUUUUGUGCUCAAUUUUUUGUUUCUUUUAAAAUUCUUUUAUUUAUACUUUUUUUUACUAAAUUCUUUAGAGUAUUUUAUGACAAAAGUUUAUUUCGUAUGUUGAAUGUUAUUUUUGAUGAAAUGCAACCGAAUGGGUUUGCAAUGUGUUUUUUUUUUAAAUAAGCAGAAGACAGUUUAGUUUUAUGAAGAGAAAAGAAAAACAAAAAUGAAUCAGAACUUCAGAGAGAAAUAACUAUCGAACCAAAAAUUUAGAAAAAAAUGAAACUAAAAAACAAAAUAUUGAGAAAAAAAAAACAAAAACUUUUAGAUAGAACAAGCAAAUGCACCAGGAAUAAAUAGACAAUAACAAUGUAAUGCAAUGCAUAGACUAGACUGUAUUACCUCAGCAUUUUUUGCGAUUGAGUGAACACAUAUCUGGACCGUUUUUUUUUCAUAGUUCCAGUCGCCUCGAAUUUGAAAUGGCCUUCUUUUUCAAAUGACAUUUUGACGAUAUCAAACAAGUAUUCUUACAUUUAAUAUGACAUUUACUAUUAUCACACACACAUGAUGAAGAAAAUCACACAUGAUACUAGAGCAUAGCGAAAGAACAAAAAAUCGUUAUAUAUUAUUUCAUCAUCGAAAUUCGUACUGAUUUACAUUUCUUGUUGCUCUUUCUUCUCGAAAAUCAAUUAAUCAAACUAGGAAUUGGUUGUAUAGCAAAAACUGAUUUGAAAAUACAGUUUUUGGAAACUAGCUAGUAUUCACUCAUUCAAUCAAUUAAUCCGAUUUACUAUUAUAUUGACAAAGAGCAAAUCAUAUUCUAGCAACAACAAAAAAAUCCAAAUCAAAACUUAUUGAAAUUAAAUGAAAACAAAUCAAAUGUGCGCAAUAUUAUAUCAUAGAUUUAAAGCAAUAUCAUUAGAAGAGCAUAAAGAUUUCAAAUGAAAAUUAUGGAA